CCCAAAACUCCAGCCUUUUUCUCAAGAGCUCUUAGAAAUUUACAUUACAUAUUACGAGUCAUGGCAUAUAUUUGUCUUCACUGUUUAACUAUGUCACUUCUUCGUGUCGAAUGGCGAACUACAAAACGUUCAUGUUUGUCUAAUUAAUGAAUUACCAGAGUCCAAACAAACACAUUGUUAGAAGAAAAUAAUUACGCUGUUUCACUGUUUGAGGCCUGUAAUUUAUAGCUGUGGAAUAUCCGUGAUUUCGAAGAGGAAACCACGCUAUCUUUGCGCGAGAAAGCAUGGUUAGUUGUGAGAGCAAGUAUCUAGCGUUAAAUAACCGAUGUUUCAUAGCAAAAACGCGUUUUUAUGUCGGUUGUCUUGAGAAUCAAUGCAAAUGAGAGUUUCAUUGCUACGCUGCUAUAGCAACAAAACGCACAAAGGUCACAGCGACGCAAUAAAAGGAGUUAUUUUGUUGAGUCGUCGAUAAAUGGGAGAUUAACUUACUUGCAUUUCAAGGUAUUUGAAACUUUGUCGAAACUAAGUAUGGCCUUGCGCUAUACUUGAUCUAAAGUGUUACGGAAGAGAUGUAUCGUAUAUGAACUAGUUUUGUUGGGAGGUGAAGAUCACUAUCAUAUCACUGUCACAUCACAUAGCUGGGUUCCAUCACCAAUCAUGAAUACGAAACCUACGUGUGUCAGUGUUGAGAGAGGCCUCGCGACCAAUUUUGGAUCAAAUGCUCGCAGUUCAUUUGAACAUCAGUUUAUCUCACAAAGUUGGAAUACAUUUCAAAGACUACGACAGUCUCAGCCCAAUAAAAAUCAUGAAAGAUUAGUAGUGACGAGGGGUGAAGGAAAUGACAAAGUUAGAUACUUGAGCAAACCAGCGACGGGCAGAGAAACGUUCAAGGUUUCUCUUCUGGCCAGAAACGACUCAAGCGAGCGUUCGAAUCCUGUGUAUUUGAAACCGACGACAGAAAUCAAACCUUCGUAUAGACCCGUGAAAAACGACCGCCGUUGGGCGAGAUCCUGGGCGAACCACCGGGCACGUCAGGCCGUGCUCUCGCGAAACGAAUCGACGUUCGAACGGUCAAAAAGUUGUGAAACACGGAGCACGACAAAAACGGAGAAUAUGAAUCCACCGCGCAGAUCAAAAAGCACGCGUAAUAUCACGUUGGAUGCUAAAGCAGCCGAGACUUUUAGACGGCUUAGGUCAAUUUACAUCAAUGAAGAAGCCCGAGAUCGCCGUCUUCAGUCUAUACGAGAGAGAAUGAACGAAUUCCAGCAGAAAUCCAUUAAAAAGGAAGUGAACAAAAGCAUUCAGGAAUUCAACAGAAGACUCAAAGAAGACGAACAGAAUCGUAAGGAACUUCGAAGAGUACGAGAAAAGUUCCAAGAAACUAAGAAACAGCGCCUCAAACACAUGCAUGUUUCUAGGAAUGCGCUCGAUGUUCCGGCCGUGUCGAGGCUCGCGUAUGGGUUGCCGAAGGAGGGGAAAGAAUUUUCUGUCGCUUUUUCGUCGAAGAAGACGACGGAUGAGAUAAAGAAGUUAUGGCGGAUGGCAAUUGUGAGACAGCAAUGUAUCGAUAGUUUUAUAAGCAAAGUUUCUCACAGCCAGCAAGAGUUACCCGGAGUCACAGUGAAACCAAGGUUAAGAGCGCCAAGUCUAACGACGACAGAGUCCUCUCUACGACCAGAAAAUCUUCACGUAAACCAACCAAGGAAAGAUCAUUUGAAAGAAAUACAAGAAGAUCCUAGGAGAAUGGUUAAACCGUCGAUCAACGAGCUCGCAAAACUACAAACAGGAAUUUUAGACACAUUUGAUUCAUUAAGCAGUGAAGAAGAUGAUAACGAAAGGUGAACUCAAAUAGCUCUCUCCUAGUUAUAGAACUUCGCCUACUUUCAAGAAAUCAACGGAUCAUAGAUCGUACUAAUUGAUAUGAAUAUACUUUUUAU
Molecule: messenger RNA, 1937 nt
Organism: Dendronephthya gigantea
Lineage: Eukaryota; Metazoa; Cnidaria; Anthozoa; Malacalcyonacea; Nephtheidae
Exons: 5
Coding region: 658-1842 (394 amino acids)
Source: RefSeq, a predicted model, not a curated record